This is a messenger RNA of Megalops cyprinoides (Indo-Pacific tarpon), 4598 nucleotides long. It is a transcript of the gene stk17b, whose product is annotated as serine/threonine kinase 17b (apoptosis-inducing). The coding region runs from base 728 to 1771 and encodes 347 amino acids. Gene Ontology annotation, biological process: intracellular signal transduction; protein phosphorylation; positive regulation of apoptotic process. Gene Ontology annotation, molecular function: ATP binding; protein serine/threonine kinase activity. Gene Ontology annotation, cellular component: nucleus. The record is from RefSeq and is a predicted model, not a curated record. The transcript is spliced from 7 exons. Lineage: Eukaryota; Metazoa; Chordata; Actinopteri; Elopiformes; Megalopidae.
UUCAAACGAAAAUCGACCCGGGGAAGCGAAGGGGCCACCGACUGGAGUACGGAUGCUUUCCACGCAAUCUGUCUAACUCACAGCCCGGGAGAAGAUCGCUCAUAACUUUCGGUCGUAACUUUUCAGACUCUGCUCUGUGAGUUUAAUCGACUCGAGGAAGAAAAAAAAACUGACAAGUUGGCACGGAAACCGUGAGCAACUGGUGGCGGUAUGACUUCGCUAGCUGGCUAAUCUAAAUUUGUCUGAUCAAGUGUAGUUUCAUCCGAGAGAGGAGUGACAUUUUGGGCAUGCGAACAGAGGAUGUUUCAUCUUGAUAAGCCAAAACAAACUUUGCCAUUCUACUUCAGCGAUUGCAGGAAACUGACAUUUCUUGUGAAUCUGCAACCACUUUAGCGAGAUACUUUUGAGGCUAGCGAGCUAGCUAUCUGACGUUGGACGUCUGUUGAGCCAGCUAGGUAGAAUAGCCAGUUAGCUAGAUAAGUGGAGGAAAAUAUCUAGGUGGACACCUAGUUGGUUACGUGUCGUCCUUAUUACCAGUAUAGCAAGCAAAACGGCAGAAGUGCAACGGUUCACCGGGGAAAACAACACUAGCUGCUAAUUACGAGUCAGGUUGGUCCAAAUCUCUUUGUGUGUAGUACUGAACUAGCUAGCCUCUUGACAUUAGCCCGUUAAGUUGCUCUUAAGAGAAGGGCCAGCUCGCUAUAUAGCUGGAUCUCACACCGGUGCGAUGAUGUCCCGGAGGCGGUUGGAUAGCCGCAGUUGCCCCACGGGGCUUUUCGGGGAAAUUCAGACCCCAAUAAGGACCGAGCCCCUGGACAGCUUGUACGAGAUCACCAGCGAACUGGGCAGGGGAAAGUUCGCAGUGGUGAAGAAGUGCGUGGAGAAGGCCACCGGGAAGGAGUUUGCCGCCAAGUUCCUGCGGAAGCGGCGGCGCGGACGGGACUGCCGGGCGGAGAUCGUGCACGAGAUGGCAGUGCUGGAGGCCGCCCGCAACAACCCGCGGGUGGUCAAUCUGCACGCUGCGUUCGAGACCGACCACGACAUCGUCCUGCUGCUGGAGUAUGCGGCAGGGGGAGAGAUAUUCGAUCACUGCGUCUCGGAGGAGCCGUUGCCAGAGCGACAGAUUACCCGUCUGAUCCGCCAGAUGCUGGAAGGCGUUCACCUGCUGCACCAGAGCAGUGUGGUGCACCUGGACCUCAAGCCUCAGAACAUCCUCCUCACCAGCCUGUCCCCGCUGGGUGACAUCAAGAUCGUGGACUUCGGGCUGGCGCGCAAGCUGGGCACGGCGGGAGAGCUGAGGGAGAUCCUGGGCACGCCUGAGUACGUGGCCCCCGAGAUCCUGAACUAUGAGCCCAUUACCACAGCGACGGACCUAUGGAGUGUGGGGGUGAUCGCCUACAUGCUGGUGGCCGGGGAGUCACCCUUUGUGGGAGAGGACAAACAGGAGACCUUCCUGAAUGUGUCCCAGGUCAACGUGGAUUACUGCCGUGACGCCUUCUCCCAGGUGUCCGAGCUGGCUGUCGACUUCAUCCGCAAGCUGCUCGUCAAGGCGCCCGAGGACCGGCCCAGUGCAGCUGACUGCCUGUCCCACCCCUGGCUGUGGCAGCUGGGCCCAGAGACAGACCCCCCUGUGUUCCGCCCACAGCGGGAGAGGAGCAUGGGAAAGUGGGCGGUCCCGCCGGAGGACUGCGAGGACAAGGAGAACUUCCUGGACUCGCCGUAUGGGAAACGGUCCCGCCUGGAGGACGCAGUGUUCGAGGGCGCCCCCUGAUGGACAGAGUGGUAAAAUAAGGCAGCGGGCUCGGUCUCGGUCUCGCUUUGAAGACUUUUCUAAAUUAAGUAUUGCAAGUAUUGCAUGCUGGGAAGCCCUGUGCCUUGUCCGUCCGUCCUUCUGUCCAGGGUGCGGGCGGAUCGUCUGCCAUCUGGCAGCUCUUCCUGUCACGUUCUGUGAAGGUGUUCAGCUAAACCAAAGAAAAUGGUGUCUUCACUGAUUGAAAACUGUCCACUUUAAUAUCAAAAGGAAUCAUCUUCUGUGUUAGAAGUUGACUUUUGUUUUUUGUGUAUUAAUUAUGCAUAGGUUUAAGGUAAUUGCUUCCAUUUACUUUCCAAGAAGCGCUUGCUAUUGUAUUCAAGUUAUAUAUAUUUUUGUCCUUAAUGUUGGUUGAAUCUCACUUGUGUAUUAUUGAAAAUUGAAGGCCAUAAGUCUUGAGUGAAGAACAGUUGGUAAUCUGAGUCUCCUGGCUGCCAAAGUACUUAUCCAGCUGUGGUCCUGGGGGGGGGGUUUGCCUGAUAGGAUUUUUUCUCAUCAGGGUGUGGCCUAUUGCAAAGUCCCCCCCUGAGGUCACACAGAAGGUCAACCUUGCCCAUCAUAAAAUCUGUGUGCGCAUAUAUAUAUAUAUAUAUAUAUAUAUAUAUAUAUAUAUAUAUAUAUAUAUAUGAGCUCUCUCCUGGCGAAGGAGUUUACAAAACAAGCCAAACUGUUUUUCCUGUUUCCAGUGCUGUGUGCCGUUCCUGCACAAGCUGGUUGUACUGUGCGAAUGUCCCUCUGAAGGUGACAUUGACGCCAGGUCAGCCUGGAGAAGGGUCCAAAUUAAUGGUCAAGUGAGCUCUUUUCUUACCAAGUGGCACAUUGGGUCUGGGCAUUUGAUUGACUGAUUUAUUUUGUCCUACCCCAUUUUGUAACCCCUUCAUAAAGGUUAUGGGGUUCCCCUUGGGACCUCUGUAGAAGAGGAGGUUGUUUAAUUUAAUAAGUUUAGUCCUAUGUAUCCAAUCAGCUCUUAACUUUUCCCAACUGGAAGAGAUUUGUGUUUGUUUAAUGUAUUGCCUGAGCAUAUAUGUCUGAUCCAUUCUUUUAAAAGUUGUAUUUUAAAAGUGCAUUAAUCUUAUAUUUUAAUGUAAUGUAAUAUAAAUGUGUUUUAAAUAGAUGUGCCAUGCGUUAAAUCAGGCCAGUAUUGGAGGCUAUCCCGCCAAAAAGGGGAGUAAAAUCACAGCAGGAGGUGUGCACGGGGAGGGAGGCACAGCAUUGGGCAUUGUUAUGGUGCCCCAUGCCCAAACCCUCUGCUAGUGCUGACGCUCUGUCGCUAACGGUCUCUUCAGCCGUCUACGCUCGUUCACAGAUGGACUGCCCCUGUCAGGGCUUGGCUGCUCCCCUGGCAGUCCUGCUGCAGUGAACGUUACAGAUGUUCCCUUUAGGACACCUGUGUGCUCACUGUGUCUAGACACCGGGGUUAGAGAGGUUUCAGCCUUUCAGCUGAGAGCCUUUCCCCCAGCAGCACUACACGCCGAUCCCCCCCCCCGGGAGUCACACUCCCAGACAUUCCAUUUAGGUUUCAGGGUGGCGCUGGGACGACGGGGGAGAGAUCCCUCUGGCGACGCUACAUUCCAGACCCAGCCUUUUGUUUCAUGUCUCCUCUCACCCUCUCCCUGCUGGACAGGUAUUGAUUAACCGGUAGUCAGAGAAUGCGAUCCAUUGUGUUAUGUGUGACGCCUAAAAGAAAAGCGCAGGAUUGUUUAUCCGCUCUUAAAAAGCAGCCCUACAAUUUUAUGGGGACUCCUCAGGUUUCUCUGAAAUACCCUACCAUCUACACUGACGCAAGGAGAGCACUGUGUGCCACACCUGGGCCCCAGUGAAGCAGGGUGCAGCCUCAGAACACCUUGUAUCGAAAAAGGCCUGUGAAUUUCUGGCGCUGCCCUCCUUCCGUAGUCUUGUCUAAAUGCCCAGAAUGGAGUUCUUCUGAAGUGUUUUUUUUUUUUUUUUUUUUUUUUGCGUGGUAAUACAAGACAAAACUAGUUUUCUGUUUCUCAUCAGCUGUACUACACCCUCCCUUAAAGAAGGCACAGCAGCUAGGUUGGUGUUAAUGGCAGAUUUUGUGCCACAUUGAAGCGUUCAGCUUUUUUAUCAGCCUAAUUUCUACAUUUCCUGGGACUGGAGGUUAACUGUAUGAAAAUGACCCUUUAGUGUUGUGAGAAACAUGCUGUUUCACAGUUUACACACCACACCCACAUUACAAAUGUGUUUUUGUAAUUCACAGUUUUUUUCCUCCAUUAUUGUGAAAUUUCCUCUUGCAGUCGCUCUAACUUUCUGAUUAAAAGUGACCAAAGCACUUUUGAGCCUCCCCUCCCCUAUGUCCUUAGCCCGUCCCCCAACUUAGUGAUGUCACAAUGUUCUUCUUGUCCAAUGAAAGCAUGAGAACAUAAAAAAAGCAUGAUAUGGAAAUAAACAAGAGGAAGUUAUUGGUGAGAAGAGAUGUGAAAGAGUCUUAGAUGUCCAGAUCAGCCAUGUCAUUCCAUAUGUGCUGUAUGUGCCAUUCUAUAUGUCUGAUGCUCAAAGGUUGAGCCUGUUGGACGGUGGUCAGGAUCAGUUGUGAGUUUUCCUGCUCUCAUUGGAUCAGACCACCUCAUGCAUUGGGGGACCUAAAAGAAUGAGAGGGUGGGGAGUGGGCAGGGUUGUUGGCUGAAAGUAGGCCAGAGGGUGCUCCUGAGGGGUGUGUCCAUGCUGUUGGCGGAGGGUCUCCCUGGCAUUUCUUUACAGCCUCUUCUGUUAUGUUCCAACUCCCUCCCUCUCUUUCUCUCUCUCUCUCUCUCUCUCUCUCUCUCUC